CUCUUUCUUCUUCAUCUGCUUUGAAAUGGUUAACUUAUUUUUUCCAAGAGAGCUGACAGAACAUCAAUUUCCGCACUGCUAAGACGAGAGGGUGCUUGAGGGAACAACGCAGCGGAUAAUAAGACAUAAGCCAUUCCUCCCACUCUGCUAAAUGCUUCCUUUGUUCCUUCUAAAAAAGAUUCCCUACUCCACUUUCAAUUCAAUAGAGAGGCACAUUCUGCACAAGCAAACGGCUAAUAAUAAUAACAACCUGGGAGGAAGAAAAGGUAGUGGUAAAUAAAAAAAAAUAUUUUAUCUUAGUCAGAGUCAAAAGUGGGCUCUGCUUUCCCUAUUUUGCCGUCAAGUCGAGAAGUCGUUGGCGUCAGUGCAUUUUCUAUCAGAAGUAACCAAGCAGUGGUCGACUCAAAAACGGUGGUGGUGGAAAAACGUUGCUAUUAUUUUGACCACAGUUUGGUCGAGAUUUCACCGAGAGAGAAACGGUCUGGGGAUAAAGUUGUCCGGGUUGUGAAGGAAGGAAGGAAAAGGAACCAUUUCCCGUUGGACUGGACACUUUAUGAUCACUUGCUAAAUAAUUCGAGGCCUCGUCGUCCCUUCUUAAUUUUGGGCAUCGUCUCAAGUGGGUGGAUUUCCAGCGACGACACAUAACGAUUAUUGUGGUUGGCUGCGUAAAGGGGGAGAUAAAUUAAAUACGUCAACUAUUUACUAAGGCGGAUGUUAAGAAAGACAGAAUUUCAACGAAGCUCCACCAAGAUAAUACGUUUCGUCUCAAAAUUCGGGGAAAAAUUCAGCUCAUGACACCAUGCUUUUUCUCAACUAUGAUGACAUCUGGUCUUCGCAGGGUCUACUUUCACCACCAAGAGCAGAAGCCCGGAUAGCGGACUCCCCCUUGCUCCUGCAUAACUUGGGUGCUGGUGUAGAGGCUGAGAAACCGUUCCCCACUUUGUUCCCGUCUCCACAUUUUCAGAACAAUCUGAGCACUGAGAACAGCUACUUGUUCUCAUCGCUUUCACCCGAGGAGAAAAAUUUCACGGGGUUUGAAAACUGGACGGAAGACAGCGGGCUGGAGGCGUGGGACGAGUACGGAGGAGUCAACGAGCUCAGAUACAGCUUUGGCCUCGGCCUCUUCUUCUGCGUCGCGUAUGGAAUCGUUUUCCUGAUUGGAAUCGUGGGAAACUCCUUCGUGGUAGCCGUCGUGCUGCGAUCUCCACGUAUGAGAACCCCUACAAACUUCUUCAUCAUGAACUUAGCCUUGGCCGACCUGAUCGUGGUUAUCUUUGGACUACCAGUCACUCUCCUCGCAAAUAUCUAUUCAGCGUGGAUUCUGGGUCAAUGGAUUUGCAAGAUUGUUCCGUAUUUACAAGGAGUGAGCGUUUCAGCGUCGAUCGACACCCUGAUUGCGAUCGCUUGCGAGAGAUUUUUAGCAAUCUGCUACCCCAUGAAAUGCCAAAUAUCGUCUCGGAGUUGUCGCAUUCUCAUCAUAAUCAUUUGGACGUGGUCCUUCAUUGUAACCCUGCCCUGGGCAAUCUUUUUCCAGUUGACUCCUCUCAAUCCGAAUGCACCCAACAGCGAGCUCAUGGUCUGCACUGAAAAAUGGUGGGACCCGACAGUGGGAAAUGUUUACUUUGUCGUCGCCCAUUUGAUCCUCUGCUAUCUGCUUCCUUUGACGCUGAUCACAAUAUUUUACACCCUCAUUCUCCGUCGAGUGUCGAUGCGGAAAAUUCCACAGGAAACGAAGGACCUGUCCACGGAGCUUCUUGUCCAACGAUCCAAGAUGAAGGUAAUAAAAAUGCUGCUCCUGGUAUGCGUCCUUUUCGCUCUGAGCUGGUUACCACUCUACGCCAUCUUCACUCGAGUCAAGUUUGGACCUCCGCCAAGCGACUGGGAGGAUCAAUUGAUUAGAACCAUUACUCCCAUGGCACAAUGGCUGGGAAGCAGUAAUUCUUGUAUCAACCCAAUUUUGUAUGGAUUAUACAACAAAAGGUACCGUUCCGGUUUUAAGGCGGUCCUGACCAGUGGAUCGUGUUGCUCUAAAUUGAGAGUAGAAGCCACAAAGUCGGACUCAUCGACAUCUCGUAGCUCCAACCGAAUGAAUCUCUCUACACAGGUCACUCGCAACUCGACGUUUAAAGGGAGUGCACCCUUGUUGCAUUCCAACUCUCGGGGAUCGAACGCUGCGUCGAAGCGUUACUAAAAAUAGUUUAUUAUAUUUCUCAUUACCAUUUUUGUUAACCAUGAACACGUUUUGUUACUUUUAUUAUGCAUCAUUCAUUAUUAAUUAAGACUUGCGAAAAGUAGUACUUAAUUUAAUUUGUGGUGAGUUUUAUUUAGCUCUGUAAGUUUUUAUAACUUCAGUUAAUAGUGUAAUUUUACCCUCAGUCAGUGAUACUCACUACCAUAGAUAGAUAACUCAUUUCGGGUAGUUUUUUAAUGGUAAAUACUUAAACGCUGAUAAAUAUUUGUGAUUAUGUAUUGAUGAUAAGUGUCGAGUGAUUAAUUUUAGUUAGUGUCGUCAUGUAUGUAUCUGUCUGUAGCGUAGAAUGUGAAAUCCAUUCCGAAUUUGCCAAUUGAUUGUCCAAAUUUAGAAUACUCUUUGUCUGUCCAUGUGAACAACAACAUUUGGUAACUCGAACAAUAAUACCUAACCUGUAAAAAUUAAAAAUCUAAAAAUACCUAUACUCUUAUAAAAGUAAAUAACACAAAUUCAGUAGAAAUUGUAGCGUAUAUAAAUAAAUCUCUAGAUUUGGCAGUAUAUUUAUUAUCUGAUGGUAUAUACGAAUCUGGGAUGAAAGCAUGAUUAACUACAGUAAUUUAACAGUGCAGUAGUAUUUUCGCAUAUUAUAAAAAAUGCUCGCGUACUUAUAUUUAAUGGAAUUGUGGGCUAUGUCGUAAUAGAUAUUACCAAGUAAUUAUAGUCUUAUUUAUUGUUCUGAUUAAUUCGUACGUAUUCGCUAAUUGUGUACAAAUAGUCAUAAAUUCAGAUAGCUUGUAGAUCUAUGUAGAUUGUGAUAAUCAGUCUCAAUUAUGCUUGUUGAUUGUAUAUUGUGUGUAAAUAUUUAUUGUUGUAGGUUGGAAUUUGGAUAGUGUAUGUAUGAAUGCAUUUUUGUCCAUAAAUCUCUCCAUGUAUGUACCCGAUCCAAGUCUAAUUAUCCUUCCAUGCACCACCGUAAAUUGAUAACAAAAUAUGUACCUAAUUAACCCCUAAUCACCUGUGACGUACACCUACAUACUUACCUAUCUAACCAAAAUUAGAAUUGUCCAGGAUUCAUUAUUGGAUUGUUACAAGGUGUGCGUAUGUACUGACGCAGAAAGAAGGAUGACGAUGAUGACGUGCACUGCGAAUUAUAUGUCAGGCUAGAGGGUGCAAAAUGUUUUAAAUAUACAUACAAAUAUCUGUAAAUUUUUAAUAAAAUUGUGUACUAAAUGGGCA
Folsomia candida is the source of this 3427-nucleotide messenger RNA. RefSeq names its product neuropeptide SIFamide receptor. The transcript has 13 exons. Gene Ontology annotation, molecular function: neuropeptide Y receptor activity; peptide binding. The record is from RefSeq and is a predicted model, not a curated record. Gene Ontology annotation, biological process: G protein-coupled receptor signaling pathway. The coding region runs from base 800 to 2191 and encodes 463 amino acids. Gene Ontology annotation, cellular component: membrane. NCBI's taxonomy places the organism in Eukaryota, Metazoa, Arthropoda, Collembola, Entomobryomorpha, Isotomidae.